AGUAGAGUGGGGUGAAAAAGAACAGCAGAUGGACCGCAGCUUUCGACACAUCAGCAUAGACUUUAUGUAUAAACUGUGUGUAAGUCAAGUUGCUAUGUCGGUGAGGGGAUUAGACUAGCAACCACCAUUUUUCUUGUGGAUUUUGCUCUUCACACAUGGGUAGGUUUCCAGCAGGCAGGUGCAAGCCCAGCUGCUUGCCAACACACAUGACAGGACAGUGCUGCUAAAUGCCACACACACACACACACAGCAGCGGCACUGUUGUAACUUGGAAGGCACCCAUCCUCUAUGGUGAAGAUGAGUCGGGACCCCCUGCAGGUGAUCGGCGGACAAGUCAAGGAGAUGCCAGUUUCUUCCAAUGGGGACAACACAGCAUCAUGGGAGGAGACGCAGGAGUUCAAUCAGGACCACCCGGACCUUGCCGACAAACCAAAACAAGUGACAGGCAGAAGAGCCCGCAAGGUGGAAGGAGGCGUGUUCUUUCCCAAGCCCGAGAACGCAGUGACUAUCGCCGUUUCUACAAGAGUUCUGUUCCGAACGGAACGGGAGCAGAAAGUGUUUGAGCAGCACGGUGUGGAGGAGUACCUGAGGUACCAAAUCGAACACGAGAACGAACCCUUCGCCCCCGGACCGGCGUUCCCCUUCGUCAAGGCUCUGGAGGCAGUAAACGCUCGGCUUCGUGAGUUGUAUCCGCAAAGUGAGGAGCUGUUCGACAUUGUCCUGGUGACAUACAACCACGCUCAUGUAGGCAUCCGCCUCAUCAACACCAUCAACUAUCACAAUCUGUUCAUAGAGAGGUUUUGCAUGACGGGUGGAAGCAGUCCUAUCGGCUAUCUGAAGGCCUGGCAAACCAACCUCUACCUGUCAGCUGAUGCAGACAAGGUCAGGGAAGCGCUGUCUGAAGGCAUUGCGGCGGCCACCAUGUUCAUGCCAGACAAGGUAACAGAGGUGUCCGAGUCCCAGCUGAGGGUGGCGUUUGACGGCGACGCCGUUCUCUUCUCCGACGAGUCCGAGCGCAUCUUCAAGGCCCACGGGCUGGACAAGUUCUUCGAGCAUGAGCGCGAAAACGAGGACACGCUACUUGACCACGGCCCACUGAAAGGUUUCCUGGAGGCCCUCGGGAAGCUCCAGAAGAAGUUUUACGCAAAAGGCCAGCGCCUGGACUGCCCGAUCCGGACCUUCUUAGUCACGGCCCGAAGCGCGGCCAGCUCCGGGAUCCGAGCCCUGAAGACCCUCAGGGCCUGGGGUCUGGAGAUCGACGAGGCCCUGUUCCUAGCGGGGGCGCCCAAGGGCCCCAUGCUGGAGAAGAUCAGGCCUCACAUCUACUUUGACGACCAGAUGUUUCACGUGGAGGGCGCGACCGAGAUGGGCACCGUGGCCGCGCACGUGCCUUACGGCAUAGCGCAGAAACACAACGCCCGGCACAAGUCUGGCGUGGGCAAGUAGACAAGAUGGAGCACAAACUGAACCUUUACUAGAAAGACACUUCUGUUGUAGGAAUGUUUCUUACAAAUGGUCUUAUCUAGAGAUGUCCGAUAAUAUCGGACUGCCGAUAUUAUCGGCCGAGAAAUGCUUUAAAAUGUAAUAUCGGAAAUUAUCGGUAUCGGUUUCAAAAAGUAAAAUUUAUGACUUUUUAAAACGCAGCUGUACGGAGUGGUACACGGACGUAGGGAGAAGUACAGAGCAGUUGCGUCUCCCAGUCAUACUUGCCAACCCUCCCGAUUUUCCCGGGAGACUCCCGAAUUUCAGUGCCCCUCCCGAAAAUCUCCCGGGGCAACCAUUCUCCCCAAUUUCUCCCCAUUUCCACCCAGACAACAAUAUUGGGGGCGUGCUUUAAAGGCACUGCCUUUGCGUGCCGGCCCAGUCACAUAAUAUCUACGGCUAUUUACACACACAAGUGAAUGCAAGGCAUACUUGGUCAACAGCCAUACAGGUCACAUUGAGGGUGACCGUAUAAACAACUUUAACACUGUUACAAAUAUGCGCCACACUGUGAACCCACACCAAACAAGAAUGACAAACACAUUUCGGGAGAACAUCCGCACCAUAACACAACAUAAACACAACAGAACAAAUACCCAGAACCCCUUGCAGCACUAACUCUUCCGGGACGCUACAAUAUACACCCUCCGCUA
This is a messenger RNA of Entelurus aequoreus (snake pipefish), 2135 nucleotides long. It is a transcript of the gene nt5c1aa, whose product is annotated as 5'-nucleotidase, cytosolic IAa. The record is from RefSeq and is a predicted model, not a curated record. NCBI's taxonomy places the organism in Eukaryota, Metazoa, Chordata, Actinopteri, Syngnathiformes, Syngnathidae. Bases 289 to 1446 code for a protein of 385 amino acids. Gene Ontology annotation, molecular function: nucleotide binding; magnesium ion binding; 5'-nucleotidase activity. The transcript has 7 exons. Gene Ontology annotation, biological process: nucleotide metabolic process; adenosine metabolic process. Gene Ontology annotation, cellular component: cytosol; cytoplasm.